Molecule: messenger RNA, 5392 nt
Organism: Homarus americanus (American lobster)
Lineage: Eukaryota; Metazoa; Arthropoda; Malacostraca; Decapoda; Nephropidae
Product: UBX domain-containing protein 6-like
Exons: 8
Coding region: 369-1613 (414 amino acids)
Cellular component (GO): cytoplasm
Molecular function (GO): protein binding
Source: RefSeq, a predicted model, not a curated record
AAACAAAGAAGAGGUUAGUCCUAUGUCUAUUUUCAUAUUUAGUUUUAUAACUCAUGCAGUACAUGUAUCCCUCAUUUAAUGUUAAUUUACUUAAGGUUAAUUCGGUUUCGUGAUAAAAAAAAUCAUUUUAUGAGGUGGUCUUGUGAUUUUGUAGAAAUUUCAUUUACCGGUACAUGCCAAGGUUGUGUCCGUACAUCCUCCAGGUGUUACACAAAGCUGUAGAUAUUGUCUCUUAUCUCUCUGGAGUCAUAGAAUUUCACUUUUUCCUUUUUUUUUCCUUUUUUUUAAUAUUGAAAGUCUUAUUCAGAAGUGAAUGAUCACUACCAUUGGUUCUCAUUUCUAUUAUUUAAACAUUUGGUAGCCUGACAAUGGGUGAUGGUCCAACACAUCUUCGAUCUCAGCCAUCUAGGAGUGUACCACAGCACCGCCAUACUCCUACACACGAUGCUCAACGUGCUGGAGCAGCAGCUCUAGCAAGAAUGGAACAACAGUCAAAGAAGACAGAUGUUAACUGGUCCCUACAAGCCAUUAAGGCUCAGGCACGACGUGAACUUGAAGCUGAGCAAAAAGCUUUGGAACAAAUGACUCUAAGUGGACAAGAUAUACCACCAGGGCCUAAAGAAGUUAACCUAGAUGGUGCCCCCAUGCUGGCUGUCCAGGGGGUCUUCUUUUAUUGUUCACUCCUUGGCCCUGAGGUGGCAACAUACGAUGAAAUCAAGAGACAGAUACGUGAAUUCCUUUAUGCUCAGGUGGAGGAAGAUAAGGCCAUCUCCUCCUGCCUCAUCAUCCACACUUGUAAUAAGAAUAAAGAAAAGAUUAGCAUUUGUGUUGAAACUUUGUGCAAGUAUAUUGAAAACAUUGUAACUAACCCCACUGAAGAGAAGUUCCACAAGAUCAGAAUGUCAAACAAAGCUUACCAAGAGAGGAUCCUUCCUAUUGAGGGUACAAAGGAGUUCUUGGAGGCUGCUGGGUUUACAGAACAGGAGCUGCCAUUCAAUGAUAGUGCCGAAAAAUUUUGGGUGUUUCCUGAGGAUAAUCUGAGCGAUGUAGCUGCUCUGGAACAAUUGCGAGAUGCUCUUGUGAGUGCUGAGCCGGUACGCCCACAGCUUGAUCGCAGCCUUACCAUCCUUCUUCCUGCUGAAGCGGCCACACACAUAGACUUGCCAGCAGAAUUUUUCAACUUGACUGCCGAUGAAUUGAAACGUGAAAUGCAGAACAGAGCAACUGCUGUUGAGAGAAGUCAGAUGUUAUUAACAAAAGCCAUGAGAGAGCGACAGGAGUUAAGGGAGAUGAGAAAAUAUAGGUUUUCCCUUAUUCGGGUGCGGUUUCCAGAUGGUCUUAUUCUCCAAGGAACUUUUGGAGUGCAUGAGAAAGUUGAGGAAGUAAUGAAAUUUAUCAGGGAAUGCCUUGUCAAUGACUGGCGCCCAUUCUUCCUUUCCCUAAGUGGAGGUGGAAAGGUGACAGAAACGGAGCAGAGCCUUGUAGAAUUACGACUUGUUCCGGCAGUAGUGUUAAACUUCAAGUGGGACCCAAGCAUACAAGACCCCAACCUUGAUGAUUAUGUUUUCCUCAAUCCUGAGACACUGAUGCUCCUGCAGAGUAAACAACAAUGAACAGGAGAAGUUUAGUCUGGACAUGGAAACAAAUGGUAACCCUUAAGUGAAAUAACAUUUGCUCUUGUUUAUUUAUAUGUACUGUGGAUGUUGACUUUGAUAUUAUGUGUUAAGAUGAAAAUAUAAUAGGAAAUAUUUAUUCAGCACAGAGCUUGAAAAUGCAGUCAGAAAAAGAUAGUCAUAUUUCACUAAAUAAUGCUCAUAGUCUUUCUUUUCAUUUUUAAGUACCGGUAUAUAUUUUUUUCAUGUUGCUUUACUAUUCCAGGUAAUAUGUAUGAAGAUGGGUGUUAUAUUUAUUAAGAGGUAACUGUCAGCACUGUAUAUGUUUCUGUUCCAUGUGGACUGCUGAUUUUUUAUAUUAUCAUUAACCCCAGAUAAAUUCACCAAUAACAGAUCAUUUCAAAUACCUACUACAUAAAGGAAUUCUAUUUUAUACUGUACAUUUUACGUUUGCUCCUAUUAUCCAAGUCAAUGCUGACUUUAGUAAGUACAGUACUACUGUACUAAAGGAACGUUUUCUCUUUACUUGAUAGUUUACUUUGUACAGUACAGGCAGUCCCUAAGUUGCGAUCAUCUGACUUACAAUCAUCUGCAUUUAUGAGUACAUUGCGAAAAUUUAGAAUUGAAAAUCCAUUUUUUACAAUAUUUUCAUUAUUCUAUACAGUAAGUCCUCGUUUAACGUUGCCCCCGACAACGUUGUUUCAUUAUAACGUCGCUACACUUUAGAUACCCAUGAUUCGGGCAAGGUCCCGCCCAUUCGAUAUAACGUCGUCACUGACUACUUUGUGCGGCGCAUCACGCUCUCUCGCCCAGUCAGAGCAGAAGCAGGAGCCACCCUCCGGGUCUCAGUGACUCGCCAAUCGCCACCCUCCUCCUCUCCCACCCUCCUCUACUCCCACCCUCCUCCUCCUCUCCACUACCCACCACACACUCGCUCCUCCUCAGCCCAUCAGUGAGUACAAUACAAAAUGAUUUAGUUUAUUUAUCUUUUUGGAUGUAUAAUAUAUACUAUUUUCUAUAAAAAUUCCAUUGAAUUUAUGUACAGUAAUGUAUUUUUGGGGCAAAGGGAGUUUGGGGAACGUAACUAGCGUAUUUUAUCUAUUUCUUAUACGUAAGGAAAAUUUAUUCCAUUAACGUCGUGGUUUUCAGGAACGGUACCACGACGUUAAGCGAGGACUUACUGUAUUGUUUAAUAUCACUUUAAUUUCAGUAUUUACGUUAUUUGUUAUGUAUGGGGUAUUAAUGUUGUCUUGUAGGGGCAGGGUUGUGCUUUAACUUAACCCAAACUAUGGAAUUAACACUGGUCUGACUUACAAACAAAUUGACUUACGAUCAGGGUCCAAGAAUGUAUCCCUGUCGUAAGUCAGGGACUGCUUGUACUGUACUUGGAUUUGUUGAAUCAUUAUUAUUUAUCUUAAUGUUAUGAGCUUAAAAUUCCUCCUUUAAAUGUAUGCUUUUGUAUAGUCAAGCAUUAUUUGAUAGCAUAGUUCUUCAGGUAUCAUUUCCCAACAUAAUGAAUAAUAUUGGAUCAUUGUGAUAACAGUGCAGGUCUUUUUAGAGCGCCUGCACAAAUAUUCAAGUUCAUCAAUCAGUAGUAGCAUCACUCAGAGUACUGUACAGUGCUGCCCAAAAUUUAAAUUCAUUCCAUUGGUUUUCAGCAUCAGUGUUUUGAAGUCAUCCCUCAGCCAAAAGUGGGGAAGCUUAUUGUUUUACUCUGCAUUUUUCUUUGCAAGGUUGACACACCACUUGGUUAAUCCUGGUGAAAAUUUGCUUGCUUGUACAUUUUGAUUAAAUAAUGUGCAUAUGAGACACAUUUAUGUUCUUGGACUUGGGUUCUCCCAGAAAAGAAAAAAAAUUAUAUUUUUGCGGUCGGUUGAGAGGAACUUCUGUAUUUGCUUGCAGAUAUGACCUAUUGUCAUCCAAAUGAGCCUACAGUGAUCUACAAGAUUCUGGAUUUACACUAACACAACUUGACUUAAUGUGUGCAAUCGUUCACUAACACCUGGACAUUUAUACAGAAAAUAUCAUGUUGCAAAAAUGGGGAGUAAAUUUUAUUGGCCACACGCCAAACCCUAUUUUCAUGUUGAGAAAUUAUACAUUUGCAACAAGCAUUGCUGUACUGUACCACACAUGUUUGCUGAACACAUUGACAUAAUCAAAUGGUGUUUUAUUUCUGGAAAAGACUGUGGUUCCAGUGCUGUAUUUGUUCCUGAUUUUUUGCUCUAUUUUAUUAUAAACUUCCCAGUCCCCUAUUUUUAACAUAAUAUAUACAGUAUACCAAAAUUAUGUUGACUGCCAAAGAUAAUCCUGCGGCUUUACUUUCUUUACUUUUCAAGAAUUUUAUUAUACUUGUUCUGCAUUUUUUUUAUACUACUGGUAUAAGAGAAAUAUUGCUAUAUUUUUAUAACUGUAUAUCUGUUAGGUGUGCCUUGUGAGUUGUUCACUCCUGCAGACAAUUAUCAGGAAUUAACCUAAACAGCAUUGUUGUUUAUCACUAGACUUGAUCAAUAUCCCUUAUCCCACCAUAAUUCACAAAUUCACAGUACAGUACAGUAGUUGAUCUUAGUUUUAAGCAGUAAGUGCACACAUGUCAUAUCAGAAUACCAACCCUCAAGUUUUGGACAUUUUUGUAGCUACUAAGCAGUACUGUAUUUCCUGUGUAAAAUAUUUACUGUACCAGGUAAUCCUUGCUGACUACUUUUAAGGAUAGGUGCAAGGUCUGACAUAAUUACCAUGUAUUGUUUCCUUGAAGUAGUUGUUCUGUACUCACAGGGUUAAGUUACAUUUACUUUUUUUCUCAUUUUCUCAUCCAGAUUGAACAUAGAUGUAUACACACCACGAACAUUACAUAUAUUAGAUAUAGUAUACAGGUACUGUACAUACUUGUACACACCCAGACACAAAAGUGAUUCGAGCAUCAAUGAUUAUUUCUUGCAAAGUAAAUAAUCCACCCUUUUAUCUCUACUAUGUGAUAUUAGAAUAUAUCAGGUAUAUGCUUAGAAAUGGCCUCAAAAUCAAGAUAAGAAAUUAAAAUUAAUUACAUAUAAAGCUUCAUACAUGAAGUGCAGAGGAAAAAGCAGUGUUUUAUCUCAGUAAUUUUAGUUACAGCAGCCUUCACACUAUCCUAAAUCUCAUAGUACAUGUCGAAAGUUCUCUAUUUUGCUUUGACUGUUGCUUAAUUAAGAAUUGCAGAAGCUACUGAAACUGAAAAUAUGGCACUGAAAAGAUUGAGGAUUGCUGUGGAAAGUGAACAUAUGAGAAUCGUAAAGGGAGGGAUACAGUAAAAGGUAGAUAUAAUUACAGUUUAUGGAAAUAAUUGGAAAUUGUUUGUGAAGAAUGUUUUAUGGUUAAGACUAAUAAAUGUGUUUACCACCAUUCAGAGCUUCAAAUAAAAGAAAUGAAAAAUCAGGUAUUAGAGAGAAUAUGGGAAAGGAGAGGGGAUGUCCAACAGGUAGAUGAAUGGGGUAAAGGUCCAAAAGAAUAAAUUAGAGGGAGGGUGAUUAACAUUCAGGAAGCAGGAGAACAUGUGAAUGAUACAAUAUAGCAUCAAAUGGUUUACUGAGAUAUUACAGCAAAAAAGAGUGAAUGGGUAACAGCAAAUAAGGAGGGUGUGUGUUUGCCCCUGGCCUGGUCAUCUUAUAAUGUACUGUAGUAGGAAUGAACAAAAGAUAAAUUUAAAUCUCUUUGUAAUCAUUUUAUUUUGGUGCAUCACCACUAAUCUUCUCAAAAUUAUAAUGUACACUCGCUACAAUUUUUUUUUUUUUUUGCUCUAAGGGUCG